CUAGAUGAUAUCAUUAUAUUUAGUAAUGAUUGGCAGCGGCAUAUGCAGCAUCUUAGGGCUGUCCUGAGAUCGCUGAGGGGGGCUGGACUCACAGCCAACCCAAAGAAGUGUGCGAUUGGGCGUGUGGAAGUAAGGUAUCUGGGCUUCCACUUGGGGCAUGGACAGGUGCAUCGCCAAAUUGACAAGACAGCUGCUAUUGCGACCUGUACACGUCCGAAGACCAAAAGGGAGAUGGACGUGUCAGACAGGGGGCUGGGUGAAGUCCUGUCGCAGGAGAUAGAGGGGGAGGAACGACCGGUGCUGUACAUUAGCCGGAAGAUCUCGAAGAGAGAGGCUAAGUACAGUACCAUAGAGAAAGAGUCCCUUGCCAUCAGAUGGUCCAUCCUCACCCUCCGCUAUUCUCUCCUGGGACGGGAAUUCACCCUCUGUUCGGACCACGCUCUGCUGCAGUGGCUCCACCGCAUGAAAGAUACCAACGUGCGGAUCACUCGUUGGUAUCUGGCUCCACAGCCUUUUAAGUUAAAGGUGAUCCACAGGCUGGGUGUUCAGAUGGCUGUGGCCGACUUUCUCUCCAGAAAUGGGGGGGGGGGUGCAGUGGGAGAGAGAAUCAGGAGACGAACGGUAAAUGAGUGGUUUGGGCGGAAACGAUCAACACCUGUUUCUUGUUUCAGUAAUUGGCGUGGAGAGUAUAAAACGCCAGGAGAGGCAGAAGCAGUCGAGAGAGAGAGACAGACUGCUGACUGGAACCGGAAGGAGUUACCCGGAAGUGUUGGCUAUAGUGUGUGCACUAGUGUCAGAAUAAAAGUCACCAUUCGUGUUUGUAAAGAUUACUUUUUGUUUAUUAUUAAAAACUGGUCAGCAGUCCAUCCGACCCCUUGUCCUCUUCCUUUCCUCCUAUACAAACUUACUACAGAGGGAUAUUCCACAUAUAUGUUGCCACAUGUUCCCAAACGUGCUCCCAAAUGCACAAUAUGA
Carassius auratus (goldfish) is the source of this 975-nucleotide messenger RNA. RefSeq lists its product as uncharacterized. The record is from RefSeq and is a predicted model, not a curated record. The transcript is spliced from 3 exons. Lineage: Eukaryota; Metazoa; Chordata; Actinopteri; Cypriniformes; Cyprinidae. The coding region runs from base 43 to 975 and encodes 310 amino acids.